AUGGUAACCUACGUGUUGACACUCGAACAAUUAACAGUUGACAAGACAGCCACCAGAUGGCGACCACACGCAGAUAUCUCCGAAGCCAAAGAGCAGUAUAGAGGAUAUUACUGUAGGAAGGGAAGAUAUUACUAUAGGAAGAGGGGAGUCGUUACACGAAGCGGUGGAAAGAACCUGAUACUAUGUAAAGCAGUUACUGCUGCCAUCCUCGACCCUGGAAUGGACCGACCUUCGCUCCGUCAUUAUCCUCUUCAGCCUCCAGCUCCAGUGGGCGUUAUGGAAUCCUCGACUCCAUUCUUCGUCCCGCUCCAAAAGGUAAAAGAACCGGGACGGAAUUAA
Molecule: messenger RNA, 339 nt
Organism: Nezara viridula (southern green stink bug)
Lineage: Eukaryota; Metazoa; Arthropoda; Insecta; Hemiptera; Pentatomidae
Source: the annotation of a GenBank genome assembly